Pisolithus orientalis is the source of this 2399-nucleotide messenger RNA. Its product is annotated as histone deacetylase clr3. NCBI's taxonomy places the organism in Eukaryota, Fungi, Basidiomycota, Agaricomycetes, Boletales, Pisolithaceae. The transcript is spliced from 17 exons. The record is from RefSeq and is a predicted model, not a curated record. Gene Ontology annotation, biological process: chromatin organization. Gene Ontology annotation, molecular function: histone deacetylase activity. Gene Ontology annotation, cellular component: histone deacetylase complex. The coding region runs from base 325 to 2325 and encodes 666 amino acids.
AGUCCACAUACGCGAAAUCUCAAACCAGACGAUGGCGGAUAUAACACCAGCAACGAGGAAAGUCGACAGUGUCAUCAACACGAAGCCAACACGGAUUGGUAUGCAGCAAAAGAGUGAAUCAGAGUGGAAUAUCCGUUCUUUCAGCCGGCUCGAGAGUGACAUGGCGUGCAAAGAGGAUCAAGAAGCGAAGGACAGUCGAUAGGGACCUGCAUUGCCAAUAUGUAGUAGUCCUCAUGGUCAGUAGUAGUAGUGUUAGUAGUGCACUGAGUUUGAAUGACCCAACCAAGUCGAAACCUUCACCCCAUCAUUUGACAAUCAUGAACAAUGCAAAUGAGUCGUCCAUGGACUGUUGAUGGACAAGACAAGCAACCUAUUUGGACCCCUCAGGACGACCAAGUUUGUCGGGCGCAGUCAGAGCCGUAUCAGACACUUCCAAAGUACACAGUCGGAUAUGUCUACUCUGCGGAUAUGCUUCUGCAUUCCUCCCUGCAUGGACACCCAGAACAACCAGAGCGCAUAGCCCGAAUACGCAAAGCCUUUCAGGACUCCAAAUUACUUUCGAAAAUGAAAGAGAUUCGAAUACGCCCUGUGUACCGCAACGAAGCGCUCCUCGUUCAUAGCCAGGAACAUUGGGACAAGGUACUCGCGAUACAAGCUAUGACGCCACAAGAUAUCACUGACUCAGAGAGCUACUACGAUUCCCUAUCAUUGUUCGUCAUGAACGGCACCACUCGGGCAGCGAGGUUGAGUUGUGGAGGGGUCAUAGAGGCAUGUCUCAGCGUCGCGGAGGGUCGCCUGCAGAAAAGUUUUGCCAUAGUACGACCUCCUGGACAUCACGCCGAACCCGAUGAACACAUGGGCUUUUGCUUCUUUAAUAAUGUCGCUGUUGCAGCCAAGGUCGUUCAACUUCAGACGCAGAUCAAGCGCAUUUUGAUAUUAGAUUGGGACGUACAUCAUGGAAACGGUACCCAGCGUGCCUUUAAUGAUGACCCAUCCGUGUUGUACAUUUCUUUACAUCGCUACGAACGUGGUCAGUUCUAUCCGUGCGGACCUUUCGGUGGUCUCGAGUCGUGUGGUGAAGGCCCUGGUCUCGGCUACUCUGUCAAUAUCCCAUGGCCCACCCAUGGCAUGACAGAUGCAGACUACAUCCACGCCUUUCAACGGAUCGUGAUGCCCAUAGCUCUGGAGUUCGCCCCAGAACUGGUUAUCAUAUCGGCAGGUUUUGAUGCAGCCGAAGGAGAUGAUCUUGGCGAGUGCCAUGUCACACCAGUAGGUUAUGCUCAUAUGACGCACAUGCUUUCGAGCCUGGCUGGUGGGAAACUCGUGGUAGCUCUGGAGGGUGGUUACAACCUCGAUUCUAUAUCGAAUUCUGCUUUGGCUGUUGCUCAAACAUUGCUCGGUGAGGCACCUCCGGAGUUGCCGCCGAUGGUAGCUUCAGAAGCCGGUACGGAAACUGUGUGGCAGGUUGCAUUGGAGCAGAGUAAAUAUUGGAAGUCUGUCAACCCGAAGGCUUGCGAGCCUCGCGAAGAUUUGGACGAAAUUACCUUCUCAAUACCAGAAAUCCUCAAGGGUCACCGGCAGCAUUUCUUAUAUUCUCAAUAUCGUAUGCUGCAGGUCCCGCUGAUGCCUGCUUACGAGGAACGUUAUGGAUCUCAAGUAAUGUGCACAGAUGAUAUGUUGGAAAACACGACAAUCGUUAUGUUCGUGCAUGAAUUCGGAAACCUUUGUGCCGAGCUGGAUGGAAUGCCCAUGUGCGACGUCAAUCUCGAGCAUUCAUACCUUAUCGAUUUCUCUAAAGAACUUAUCGCAUGGGUCAGAAGUGAGGGGUACGCUCUCGUGGACGUCAACAUGUUCCCGCGACCCUUCUCGACCACCCCCCUCCCCAUAAAUAUGCGUUCGAAAAAUAACAUGGUAGAAAAUCCUAGUAGAGACCUCUUGGUCUAUCUUUGGGACAAUUAUAUCCAGCUCUCAAAUGCACAACGCAUCAUUCUUAUUGGGCAUGGUCAGGGAUGCCAAACCUUGAUGGAUCUGUUUCAGAAGAGGCCCGCGAACAUGAUUAAAUAUGUGAAUCUGGUUGUGCAAGUCGUUGGAACAGCAAAAAUACCUCUGAUACCAAAGGACUCCAACGAACUGAAAGCUUGGUACGCGAAGAACUCGAUUGUUAUUGUGCAUCCUCAACAUCCAGCGUUCGCACCGGACAACAAGAUCCUCAAGCGACAUGGACGUGUCAUGAGGAUUGAUGAGGUGAAACCGAUCAAAACUAUGAUAAAGGCCUUGCCUAUGAUCCGCGACUACAUCAAGCAAACUCUGGUGCCGGUUGAGUAACCGCGCAGUGUUAAAUAUAAGCUACUCUCGUUGUGUAAUACUGUUGUCUGCUAUCUGCUCUGUGGUUAUAUCCA